This is a messenger RNA of Lucilia sericata (common green bottle fly), 663 nucleotides long. RefSeq names its product cuticular protein 47Eg-like. Bases 221 to 580 code for a protein of 119 amino acids. The record is from RefSeq and is a predicted model, not a curated record. Gene Ontology annotation, cellular component: chitin-based extracellular matrix. Lineage: Eukaryota; Metazoa; Arthropoda; Insecta; Diptera; Calliphoridae. The transcript has 2 exons. Gene Ontology annotation, molecular function: structural constituent of chitin-based larval cuticle.
UUUUUGUUGUCCCUUACAAUUAAAAUACUUCAUCGAUAUAGUAGUUAUACGAAAAUAAAAAAUGGCAAAACGAGUUGAAUAAAAUGUUAGACAAAACAAAUCGAAAUUAUUAUCAAAUUUUUUGAAAAAAAAAAGUAAAAACUGACUAUAAAAUCGAGAGUGAAAUAUUGAAAAGACAACAGUUUUAUUUGAAAACUUUAACAAACCACACAAAAUCACCAUGAAAUUCUUCAUCGUAUUUGCCUGCGUUUUGGCUGUUGUUGCCGCCAACGAAGAAGCCAAUGUCCUCCGUAGCGAAGCUGAAGUCAAUGUUGACAACUUCAAAUACGCUUAUGAAUUCGACAACAGCAUUAAGGCUGAACAAGCUGGUCAAUUGAAGGGUGAAGAUGUCUGGGAAGUCAAGGGCCAAUACUCUUACACCUCCCCCGAAGGUGAACAAGUUUCUUUGCAAUACACCGCUGACGAAAACGGUUACCAUGUCGAUGCCGCCAACCCCUUGUUGCCCACUCCCCCACCAAUCCCAGAACACAUCCUCAAGGCUAUUGAAUACAUCAAGGCUCACCCCUCCAAGGAACAAUAAGCGAAGUCAUUAAGACUUUUGUUGUUUGUUAAAAAAUCAUGGUUGAAAUAAAUUUUUUGUUAAAAAAUAGUUAAAAAAGUAAA